This is a messenger RNA of Zea mays, 1541 nucleotides long. RefSeq names its product COV1-like protein. The coding region runs from base 233 to 1009 and encodes 258 amino acids. Lineage: Eukaryota; Viridiplantae; Streptophyta; Magnoliopsida; Poales; Poaceae. The record is from RefSeq and is a predicted model, not a curated record. The transcript is spliced from 8 exons. Gene Ontology annotation, cellular component: Golgi apparatus.
CACUCCGUCACUGCCAGGGUUAACGUCGUCGUCUCUUUCUCGGCGGCCGUCCGUCUGGCCCCGUCUGUCCCUUGCGGCCUUGCGUACUCGGCCACCAACCGCUUUUGCUUGCUGCUACUCGCCGCCAGCCAAAAGCAGCCGCCCCCCAGCCCGAAGCGACGCCACACCCGCAUCUGCUUCAUUCCACCCGCCCCGCGAGGAGCUUCUAGAAGAGGGAGACCCCGGAGGAGCCAUGGCGGAGGAAAAGGAGUCGACGUCGAUCCCGCUCAGCCAGGCGGCAGAGGCUGUCGACCCCGAGGACCCGGCCAAGUCGCCGCCGCGGCCCAGCUCGCCCACCACCUCCACACGCAAGGCAUGCUGUGCUGUUCUUCAAAGUUGGGUCUCAAGAAAGUUUAUGACUGGAUGUGUAGUCCUUUUUCCUGUUGCAGUCACGUUCUUCAUCACAUGGUGGUUUAUUCAAUUUGUUGAUGGGUUUUUCAGUCCCCUAUAUGCAAAAAUUGGAAUCGACAUAUUUGGUCUUGGUUUUUUGACUUCUAUGGUAUUCAUAUUUCUGGUUGGAAUAUUUGUUUCUUCAUGGGUUGGUUCAACCAUCUUCUGGGUGGGCGAGUGGUUUAUAAAGAAAAUGCCAUUUGUAAGACAUAUAUAUUCAGCAUCAAAGCAAGUCAGCACUGCAAUUUCACCAGAUCAAAAUACGACUGCUUUCAAAGAAGUUGCAAUAAUUCGUCAUCCACGAAUUGGUGAAUAUGCAUUUGGAUUCAUAACAUCAACUGUGGUCCUUCAGACUGACAAAGGCGAUGAAGAACUGUGUAGUGUGUAUGUGCCAACAAAUCAUCUAUACAUCGGUGACAUAUUUCUGGUGAACUCUGAGGAGAUCAUAAGACCUAAUUUAUCCAUUCGAGAAGGAAUUGAAAUAAUUGUGUCAGGAGGAAUGACCAUGCCUCAGGUGAUUGCAUCACUGGAGCCCAUGCCACGGAAAAGCCAGAACAUUCGUCUAAAUAGAAUGACGUGAUGUAAAACAUGUCACAUAUGCAACAAGAUAGCAUGACCUGUGGGGCACGAUUAGGGUGCCUUGGCUAUAUGCGUAGCCAUGUGAUUUGGAUAGAGGAGCAACUUUGUGCUGAGCCAUUGUGGCAUUUCCAUACUGCAGGGAAGCAUCGUGUUGAUGCCCUGGGAUAAUUUAUUGUCUUAGGCUAGUUUGGCAACCCCAUUUUUACAGGGGAUUCCUAUUUUUUCAAGAAAAUAUAGUUUAUUUUCCCUUAAAAAAUAGAAAUCUCUUUAAAAAAUGGAGUUGCCAAACUAAUCAGUAAAUUGAAGGGGAUCAUGGGCUUCAAUUCACUGGUCACCAAACCAGCCCUCAAACUUGUGCUACUCUUUGUGCACUUACUAGUACUGGUUCAAAAUGUUAGCGUCUACGCGUGAGGUGUAUAAUUGAUUAAAUUCGUUUGUAACUACGUGCUGUAUAACAUCUUACGUUACAAAGAGAUCACACAACGCUCUGACCAGAUUUCUUCUUUCAGAUUUACAGACUUGUUUCUUGAUUU